GAUACUGCUUGCAAUUGGUAGACCGCUCAAGAGGGGAAAAGUCUGUCAAUGUAAGAUACUAUAACGGCCUCAGCUGCAGUGUGUAGGCAUCGAAGCAAUCCUGGAGUCUUCAUGGAACGUCGCCUCUGGGAAGGACGGUGCGGACCGGAACUCGGUAAUUUUGAACAUCCCGGCCCGUCUGCCUCAUAGCUUCCCCGCACCUCAAGGUUCUCAUCUGGUUCACAAUGUCGUUCCUCGCAUUCUCCCGCUCGACGCUCCGUCCAAUCAACAGCAGCACACGUUUAUUCUCCACCAGCUUGCACGCCCAGCGCGAAUAUGCCAAUGUCCUUGUCUCACGACCCAGCCCAGGCGUGGCGCUCAUCACUCUGAACAGACCCAAGGCACUCAAUGCUUUGAAUGCAGCACACUUUCAAGAUAUAUCUGAUGCAAUGAAAGAGGCUGAUGAAGAUGCCAGUGUGGGCGCUAUGAUUCUCACUGGGUCAGAACGAGCGUUUGCGGCUGGUGCGGACAUCAAAGAGAUGAAGGACAAGUCUUUUGCGGAAGCCUACACCACCAACUUCCUCGCGAACUGGGAGGUUAUCCCUAAGCUUAAAAAGCCAGUUAUUGCAGCUGUCAGCGGUUACGCCCUCGGUGGUGGCUUGGAGCUCGCAUUGCAGGCUGACAUUCUCCUCGCAGCACCUUCAGCACAACUUGGCCAGCCAGAAGUCAACCUUGGCGUCAUCCCUGGCGGCGGGGGGACUCAACGUCUUGCACGUCUCAUUGGUAAAUCGCGUGCCAUGGAACUCGUCCUUACAGGACGUAUAAUCUGUGCGGAUGAAGCAGAACGCUGGGGCAUCGCACGAGUUGUACGAGAGGGCAACGUCGUUGAUGAGGCCGUGAAGGUGGCGAGUGAUAUUGCAAGCAAGGGACACAUCGCAGUGAGUGCGGGCAAGGAGGCCGUGAAUGCGGCAUUCGAAAUGAGCCUCGCUGAGGGGCUGAGGUUCGAGAAGCGGCUGUUCCAUGCCUUGUUUGCAACCAAGGAUCAGAAGGAGGGUAUGGUUGCAUUUGCUGAGAAACGCAGGGCAGAGUGGACGCACUCAUAA
Molecule: messenger RNA, 1082 nt
Organism: Suillus paluster
Lineage: Eukaryota; Fungi; Basidiomycota; Agaricomycetes; Boletales; Suillaceae
Product: enoyl-CoA hydratase
Exons: 5
Coding region: 225-1082 (285 amino acids)
Biological process (GO): fatty acid beta-oxidation
Cellular component (GO): mitochondrion
Molecular function (GO): enoyl-CoA hydratase activity
Source: RefSeq, a predicted model, not a curated record